This is a messenger RNA of Teleopsis dalmanni, 1397 nucleotides long. RefSeq lists its product as uncharacterized. The transcript has a single exon. The coding region runs from base 20 to 1342 and encodes 440 amino acids. NCBI's taxonomy places the organism in Eukaryota, Metazoa, Arthropoda, Insecta, Diptera, Diopsidae. Gene Ontology annotation, cellular component: nucleus; mitochondrial inner membrane. Gene Ontology annotation, biological process: apoptotic DNA fragmentation. Gene Ontology annotation, molecular function: single-stranded DNA endonuclease activity; nucleic acid binding; RNA endonuclease activity. The record is from RefSeq and is a predicted model, not a curated record.
CGAACUUAUCAGUGUAAAAAUGAAAUCGUUAACAGUUGUUUCGAUUUGCUUACUGUACAUUGGAUUAGUUAAUUCCGGUACGAUACAAAGUCAUCCGCGAUUAAAUAAUUUUCCUUUUAAAUCUACGAAAUCCCCAUCAUCAGAGGAAUCACCUGGCGUAGUAGUUAGAGGAGAUUGCUCCUUUCGUGUUAAUGGCGAUCUAAAUGAUCCCUCACCGAUUUUCACAACACAUAGAGCUCUAGAAUGGAUUCUGCCUGACUCUGAUGGUGUAGUCAACAUAAAAAAUGGAGAGAAAAUUGAUAUGCAUUGCAGUGAAUCAUUUUUGUCACCUUUCAGUAACGUCACGACUAUAGAAGCACAGUGUUUACAAAAUAUGUAUUUUCUAGUAAAUGAUACAAUUUAUCCAUUUUCCAACUUUAGUUGCACCGAUUGGCCUAUCUAUACAGCCAGACUCACUGGACGUGAUUGUAAUGGUGGUACUGAUUUGUUAGAAGUUGGUUUCCAAAUAAAUAAUGGGUUCUUACAAACAAUGGAUAUAUGCCACGAUGAAAAUAAUGAAGUAACGCGAUAUGUACAUCAUGUAUUAUAUCCAUCCAGCGCAGCUUAUCAACGUUCCGUUACGCGACCACGUUUCACUGAAGGAACUUUCUAUGGUGGAAAAAAUGUUGAUCAACUUUACACUCAAGUUCAACAAAACAUAACAGUCAGUAACAUUUUAGGCAUGGACGCUUCACCUUAUUUUAACAUUAGCAAUAAUAUAUACAUGGCACGUGGACAUAUGGCAGCAAAGGUGGACUUUAUCUUUGGUGCACCCCAAAAGGCAACAUUCUUCUUUGUCAAUGCAGCACCACAGUGGCAGUCAUUUAACGGUGGAAAUUGGGAACGUGUAGAGGAUGGUGUACGAAAAUUCAUAAGCAAUAAUAAUAUGACUGCAGAUUGCUACACGGGCACAUGGGGCGUAACAACGUUGCCAGAUUAUCAAAAUGUUCCUCAGAAGCUGUAUUUGGAUUUUGAUGAAAACAAUAACGGUUUAAUACCAGUACCUAUGAUAUACUUCCGCGUUGUUAUUGAGCGGGAAACACGAAAAGGUAUUGUUUUAAUCGGUGUAAAUAAUCCCCAUCUUUCAUUGGAAGAAAUACAACGUGACUACAUAUUAUGUGAAGAUAUUGGACACAAUAUUGAUUGGAUCAGUUGGGCCAAAGAAGAUCUCUACAAAGGAUAUUCUUACGCCUGCUCAGUGCCAGAUUUUGCAGUUGUUGUAAAGGAUUUGCCAGAAGAUGUUCACAAUGUCAGCGGUAUUCUAGGUAUCGAAGAAGAGAAAUGGGAAAUAUCAUUUUUAUAACUUAGUAAUACGUUGCGUGUGUAGAAUUAUCGUCAAUAAAUAAAAGUAAAAUUUA